AGGAUUUACGCGACUGCGCAGUUGGGAGAGGCCAUCACGGUGGAUUUCUCAUCCUGCUUCGGUUCUGUGGUUGACUGGUUGAGUGUGCGAGUGGUAGACCUUGGACGUGUGAGUGACUAAUGGUCAGCGAGAGUUUUGGGUCCAUGCUGUCAGGUUUGUUGCGACCGAUGCGUGAGUGUUACAAUAAAAGAUAACGAGUGAGAUACGAGGAAGAAGAGAAAAGAGGAGGCGACUGGGAAAAAGACGGGACGACGGCAAAAGCAAACACGAGGGGCACCGCAGAAACAGGAAGUGGGAGUAGAAACAUAGACAUCCAAAAAACACAUUAAUAUUGGAAACGUUUGUCAAGCCGGUGCUGUUAUGGCGGACAUAGAUUUGGACUUCCAGACAGCUGAUGCAGGGGCAUCUUCUACCUACCCCACGCAGUGCUCUGGCCUGCGCAAGAACGGACACGUUGUCCUGAAGGGCCGGGCCUGCAAGAUUGUGGAAAUGUCCACCUCUAAGACUGGCAAACAUGGUCAUGCUAAGGUCCACAUGAUCGGAAUAGACAUCUUCACCGGGAAGAAAUAUGAGGAUAUCUGUCCCUCCACUCACAACAUGGACGUCCCCAAUAUCAAACGGAAUGAUUACAAUCUGCUUAACAUCAACGACGGGUACCUGGCUCUGUACAUGCCUGAUGGUCAGGUGAGGGAGGACCUGAAGUUGCCAGAAGGAGAAUUGGGCUGUGAGAUUAAUUCCAGGUUUGAAAAGGGAGAAGAUCUCUCGGUCACUGUUCUGUGUGCAAUGAACGAAGAGUGCGCGGUGGCCGUUAAAGCUACUACAAAGUAAAACGCUGCAGGGGUGGACAAGAUGCAUUGGACCCAAAAAAAGGAGAGAAUAAGACCUCAGUAUUGCCAUUCUCUCGCUCUUUCUUUCUUAAUCUUUUUCAUCUUCGUUACUCUCUAGCGCCCCUGGGUGAAAUUACAAUAAAUUUAAUGCAUAUUCAGUAAUAGUAUACAGAGACAAGACGUAUAUGUAUAUAUGGUAGCUAUGGUUUUAUAUAUAUAUAUACACACACACACACACACACACACACACACACACACACACACACACACACACACACACACACUGCAGAUGAAGGCAGGAAGGAGGAAUCUAUUUUCUCACACUAAACCUGUCACCGUAGGUAGGGAGGAGACCAGGAGACCUCCUGUGAAUGCAGAAUGGCUUUUCUGUACUGAUCUUUAAGGGCUUCUACAUGUGAAAUUUGUCUUUGUUCUGUUCAGAUCUAUCUUGCCAAAUACGUUCUAUACCUGAGAACCUGACAUUUGCAGUGCUCCCCACCAUACACUGCAUAAUUGCAUUGCAAAUCAGUUAAAGCAAACAUUGCCUACAGCUGUAGUUGUGGAGCAGACCUUGUGGGCUACCCUGAACUUACAGUUUGGGUAGCCCUUAAUUGGGUAACCAUUCUUAAGUGAUUAUCGGAGCUCACUACAGCAGAUGUAAAUAUUUCCCAGAAGCACCUACUGUUCCCCAAAUAGAGCUAAUUCAGCCACAAAGCCUGAACAAGAGUACCGGUAACACAGUCUGCCAUAAACUUCACUGAAACCACCACAAGCUUGGAUCUCUGGACUAAGGAAAGGACUUGCUUUUUACUUUUGCAACAAUGUAUUCCUUUAUUUUUUAUUCAGUAUCUUAAGCUAUAAUUUGGCCAAACUGUUUUCCACUUGGUCAAGUGGAUUCUUAAAUCCUUGAUGAAUUUUUUUAUAGAAUUAUUUUUUAUCCCCUCCCAAUCAGCUUUUAGUAUGUUAGGGUCAAAGAGCAUAAAAUAAAAUCCUUUUCCAUGAGACAAAUAUAGAUAAUUAUGCAUUCAAUAUGUAGCUGAAUGAAAAGUAACAUUGUGAUCAAUGCCUUUUCCUUAAAUGCUGUUUAAAUGAAAAAUGUUGAGUGUGCUUGGGUCCUUCCUCUUUUAGUUUACCUGACCAAUGUUUGUUUUCACUUCCGUGUCCCAGCGGGCAGACCCUGCUGCUAUUGCGCUAUGCAGUCCCUCGCUCACUCUGACGAGUCCUAUUGCAAACCACUAAACUACUGUUUAUACACAGAGGGGUUUUCCUGGAUUUUUGGGCGAUUAAAUUACAUUUUUGACUGCACAGUAGCACGCGACAAUCAUUUUGAGAGGACCUCCCUUCGAUUAUUGAUCCCGUUAAACACUAUGGUAAACAUGAUACUUUUUGUUUCGUAGUUUUCUUUUUCUAGAAUGUUUUAUGGGUUACUGCUUUUACCAGGACACAUUGCAAAUGCUUAAUGUGCUCAAUUAUCCAUAUGGCACCAAAAUUUAUGUAUGUAUUAAUGUUUAUACAUAUAUUUAUUCAUAUGAAUUGCCAAUGAGGGACACAUUUCUGUGUUGCACUGUUCUGGGGCACCUCACUUUUUUAGAAAUCCCUCAGCUCCCAUUUACUGAAAAUGUGCGAUGGCAACAUUGAAUUAAAUAAAAGAAUGUGUGUUCCUGUUAAUAUUUAUAUUAAUGAAAUAUUCAGUGGGAAGGAUAUAAAUGAGACUGGUAGUAAUCAAGAGAACAAAAUGUCAGGAUGUACAGACAAGGGCCCAACAAGAGCUGUGUGCAGUUAUUUUAUUGACCCGCUUCAGUUAUUAAUGCUUUUCAUAUUUGGGUCUGGGUACUGUCUAUUAUCAAUUAAGCUCAGCUUUCCCCCUCUUUCUCCAAAUCCCUGUAAUCUAGAGGUUUUUUUUUGAACAAGUUCUUCCGAUGUCAUCUUCAAAUAAAUUGAAUAAAACUGGUAACAAGCAGAUUAAA
This is a messenger RNA of Conger conger (European conger), 2794 nucleotides long. RefSeq names its product eukaryotic translation initiation factor 5A-1-like. Gene Ontology annotation, molecular function: RNA binding; ribosome binding; translation elongation factor activity. The coding region runs from base 361 to 828 and encodes 155 amino acids. Gene Ontology annotation, biological process: positive regulation of translational elongation; positive regulation of translational termination. Lineage: Eukaryota; Metazoa; Chordata; Actinopteri; Anguilliformes; Congridae. The transcript has 6 exons. The record is from RefSeq and is a predicted model, not a curated record.